AUGCACCACAACCGCAUCUCCCAAGAAACAGCCCCCUCCCUCUCCACCCUCCAACGCCAGCGUCUCCCCCAUAUCUUCCGCAACCCUUUUCAUUCAGGAAAUCCCCCACCACUGGGUAUACGCGGUAAAAGAGCGUACGUACCCGGGCAGGAAAAGUUGAGAGUGAGAGAUUAUGUGGGGGAGGGGAGGAGGGGGGAUGAGCCGGGGGUUGGGUAUAGGAUUUUGGCUGCGUUGGAUAGGGUUAGGAGGAGGGGAGGGGAGGAGGGGAAGGGGCUGGAGGUGAGGAGGAAUGGCGGUGGGUCAAUGGAGAGUGGGAUGAGGAAGGAGGGGGGAGGGGGAGGGAGGAAAAGAGAGAGUGAGAGGGAGAAGUGGGCUAGGGGGUUUUAUACGCCGUGA
Molecule: messenger RNA, 396 nt
Organism: Bipolaris victoriae FI3
Lineage: Eukaryota; Fungi; Ascomycota; Dothideomycetes; Pleosporales; Pleosporaceae
Exons: 1
Coding region: 1-396 (131 amino acids)
Source: RefSeq, a predicted model, not a curated record